CGACAACGACAGCAACUACAAGACUGACGAGACUGGGAGGGAGCCCCCAGGAUGGACGACCCUCGCAUCGCCCGUCCCGCAUCUCCCAGGCGAGAUCGGCACAGGCCUGCCCCAGCCCUGCCGCAGGGCAGCCCUGGUGGCUCCAACGGACACAGCCGUUCAAGCAGCCGCAACAACGUCUUUUAUGAAGCGGCCGUCGAGGAGCUCUGCCGCAUCGAAACUUUCCAGCAGGACUACAACACCAAGGACCUCCUCGCAGGCCUCUCAGAGAAGCUCAUUGCGAGAUCCAAGGCCGACCCCGGCCCCUUCAACCCUCGUCCCUUUAUUCGCACAUUUGAGUCCAGCGUCGAUGCUCUCCUCGCCCUCCGUCAGCAGCUCACCUCUCAGGAGACGACGCUCUCCUCGAGCGUACGGGUCGCCGAGAGCGCAUACACCUCGAAGCUCCACGACCUAUCGUCGCACUUUGCAAGCGUCUCGACGAGCUUUGGCUCUCUCGAGUCGCGCUUUUCCGAAGUUGGUCGGACGGCCAUGCACAUUGGCGAGCAGCUUCAGACGAUUGAUCGAAUGAGGACGCGGGCGGCAGAGGCCCAUGACCUCAUCGAAUACUACUACCAAUUCGCGCGCGGCGACACGAGCAGGCUGGAGAAGCUUCGAAAGGAGGGCGGCAGGGAGGGCAGGCUCAAGACGGCCGUCAUAGCAAGGCGCUUGGGCGCCAUCGCACGCGAGGUCGACAUCAAGGGCGCUGAACAGACUCGGGAGACAAUCGAUCGCUUCUCGGAGCGCUUCGAGCGCGACAUGCUCAAGCUCUUCGACCGUUUCUAUCGCAAGUCCGAUCCGAAGAUGAUGUCGCACAUUGCAAAGGUGCUUCAGAACUUCAACGGGGGCCACUCAUGCGUCCAGAUCUACGUCAACCAGCAUGACUUUUUCAUCUCCAAGGACCGAGUCGGGCAGCGCAGGGACGUCGAAGAGAGCAAAAUCUGGCUGACCAUGUCCGAUCCUGACGCUCUGCCACCAAAGUCCGAACCAUCGCUGCAGGCUCUCUUCAGUGAGAUCCGCUCGACCGUCGAGGUCGAAGCGCAGAUCAUUUCUGCCGUCUUUCCCAAUCCGCUCAUCGUCAUGAGCACGUUCCUGCAGCGAGUAUUUGCUCAGAGCGUUCAGGGCUAUGUUGAGGUGCUCAUGGACAAGGCUGCCGAGGUAGGCGCCGCCAGCAGCGGAGUUACUGCUUCAGCCCGCGAGGGUGACAGUAAUCUGGCGUUUCUGAGGACGCUCCAGAUGGCCAGAAGCAUGUCACUGGCCCUGGUAAACGACCUCAAGGUGUACGAUUUUCGAGGUGCUGGCAUCGUUGGCCCUGGACGUGGCGAGUCUGGCGAUACAUUUACCCCUCUUCUUCAUGGAGAGACAUCGGGGGGCGCAAACAGCCAUGGCGCUGGAGCCAAUGGCAGCACUUCAGGACUGGGGGGAGCGGGCGCUGUGGGCGGGGGAAGUGCGCUGGGUGUCAUGCUGGACCAGGCCGUCGAGGAGCUCUUUGUUCCCUACAUGGAAGGCGUCAAGUACCUCGAUCGCGAGUCCCGCUCGCUGACCGAGCUGUACGGCGCCUAUCUCUUGCGCUUCCAAAACUACCAUCGCGCAACGCACCAGACCAAGACGACAAACACCAUCUUCGAUCGCGUACGUGCUCAGGUCGCUACAACGGCCGAACGCGCCGCGAACGUCAGUACCACUAGCAAUAGUACCGCCGGAGGAGCGACUCAAGGUGGAGCGGCGGGGACUACCGCACCCAAGAGCACGGGAUUCGGCUUUUCCAAACUGUCUAACCUCGUCGACAGAGCGAGAGUCGCAGCAGGGGCAAGCGCGUCGUCGAACUCUGCCGACUCGACUCUGCCAGACGGAAGGCCGAGUCAGGAUGGAGACCAAGCAUCCUCGACCGUCGCAGCUGCUGCUGGAGGCGGCGACGUAGAAGAGCGCGACGGCGACUUGAGCUUGGACACGGCAGAGAGAAUGCUUCGAUGGCAUGCUGAAGCCAUUGGAAGAUGCGUCGAUCUGAGCACACCUCCUUCAGAGGUGCCAAAGAAUGCCUUUGCCCUCUUCAAGGUGCUUUCAGAGGCUUUUGUCAAAUCGUAUGUCGAGACUGCUCUCGACUCGGCCCUCGCCCACGCCUCGGCACAAGAAGCGCGAGGCAGGACCCUACCGAGCUUGACCGAUUUGGGCGUCGUUCGGCAGACGGACCUCAUUAUGCAGCUCUGGCAGCACUACGUCAACACGGCUCUGCUUCCCUUGGCUGGCUCAAGUGUGACGAUUCGCCGAGAGAUGGCAAUCUACAACAACCACGUCCUACUCCGCGUCGAGGGCAAGUGCGAUGCGGUGCUGCAGAAAGUGACGGACAAUGUCGUCUCCUUUCUCUCGGGCAGGCUCUCGACGCAAAAGAAGAAUGACUUUACGCCCAAGAACGACGAGCUGGCGUUUGCGAGGAUCAACACAGACCCAUGUCUUGCCUGUGUGGACGCCCUCGAGAAAGUCAAAGGCACAGCCAACAGCUCGGCUCGAGGCGGUCUAGGAGGCGGCAAGAACGCAGAGAGCUUCCUGACAGAAGUGGGGCUAGCAUUCCAUGGCCUGCUGCUUGAGCAUCUGCGCAGAUAUACCAUCAGUGCUGCCGGUGGCAUCAUGCUUACUAAGGACCUGGCCAUGUACCAAGAUGCUGUUUCUUCCUUUGGUAUCGGCGCGCUCUCGGACCGGUUCGAGAUGCUCCGCCAGCUCGGUAAUCUCUUCAUCGUCCAACCGGAGGUGCUGAAAUCGUACAUGAGAGAAUCACACCUGGCCAAAAUCGACGAGAGGCUGCUCCGGCCAUAUCUGCUCCGAAGAGCCGAUUACAGCACCCACGUUCGAGACCUCAACGACGAGCCAGACGCCACAGUCAGCAACAGCGUGAACAGCCAGACUGCCUCGUCGGUCACCGACGCGUCCGCCUCUUCGUCUGCAAACUUCUUUGGACAGGGCUCCGCGUUGAGUGAGCCCGAAAAGGUCAAGCGGCUUGGCCAGGUCAUGCGAGACUUGGACUCCUGGAGCAAGCCCGCUGCCCCAUGAAAUCUACUCUUUCUCUUCCUCACCAUCUUUCAAUUCUUCCGUGUAUUUGUACUGUAUCCUUCACACACUGCUUUUUGGCAAGUCACGAUCGAUAUUAGAGG
Messenger RNA from Acaromyces ingoldii, 3182 nucleotides. Its product is annotated as exocyst complex component Sec10. Gene Ontology annotation, cellular component: cytoplasm; exocyst. The record is from RefSeq and is a predicted model, not a curated record. Gene Ontology annotation, biological process: exocytosis; Golgi to plasma membrane transport. The transcript is spliced from 3 exons. Bases 52 to 3081 code for a protein of 1009 amino acids. NCBI's taxonomy places the organism in Eukaryota, Fungi, Basidiomycota, Exobasidiomycetes, Exobasidiales, Cryptobasidiaceae.